GUGAGGUAGACGUUAGAACGAGUGUAGUGCGGUAUUGCAGCCACGUGCACUUUGUCUUUAACACUUUUAAAUACUAUUACCAUCACAAUGCCUGAUGUGGAGGCUAGACUUGAACCUCAAAUGCGUUGUAGCAGCAGAGAAGAAAUUUUAAAUAUGGAACAUGAACAAAAACCUCUGCUGUCUACAGACGAACAUUCUGCUGCAAGCAACGUGUGUAUUGAGAAGCACAGCUCUCUUGACCCCGAUAACUUACAGCACCUUGUAUGUAAACCAGUGAACGGUGUUAAACUGCAGAGUAAGAUGGCCAGUAUUAGUGAGUCUUUAAUUUUGCCAUCAGUUACUGCAGUUGAAGUGUGUAAAGUACUUAGUGAGGAAAGUAAGAGUGAAACAAUCGAACCACAGCCGUGUAGUGAAGGAGGGGCUCGUGUCGCCCCAGCUGUCCCCUGCCCACAUCCUACGUUUUUCCUUCCUAGUGAGGAAGAUACAAGUGAUGACGACAUGGAUAAUGGUGACGCGGGUGUGGUGGUGCUCCCUGAGGCGGGCCUGGCACCUGGUUCAGGCAACUCGGUGCCUACCUCCACUCCACCACACAGUAGCCAAAUGCCACCCAGUGUCAGCCGAGCAGGUGUACGGUUACAAGGCAGUCGCCAUGUGUUCACCAUAGUUCCUGUUGACAGUAGUGAAUUACACACUGAACAUGACAAUGGUAAUGUUCCUGAGGCGGAGGUGUUGCUGAGUGCUGCUCCCACCACUACACAAUGUAUCACCACCGCCUUGUCCUCCUGCCCCUACCCACCACCCACUGUGUCUACCCGUGCGGGCGUCCCUUACUCACACUACAACACCGUAAAGGGCCCUGCCAUUGGCCGUCGUCCACUAUACAACCCCUACCAGACCAUGACAGGACCCGGCAUUAGUACGGGCCUCUACAACCCGUACCUGAACAUGUCAGGGGUUACCAUGGGUUCGCCUCCAUACAAUCCAUAUCAGACAGUGACGGGUGCGAGCAUGGGCGCCCCGUUCUACCACCCCUACCACACCAUCACGGGGUUGGCGCCCUCUCGUGACUGUCUACACCGGGUGCCGACCUUCUCCAAGAGGGAAUAUGGCAUUGGCGGGUCAUCCAUGUUCGUGGCAAAUCCAGAAUUUAGAGCUGGAGACAUCCCGCCCUCCCUGGCGUCUGUGGUCCUGCCCAAGACACCCAUGCCUUCUCCUCAGUCAUCUGCAAGUGCCUUGAAUAAAGUUGUGGGUGUCCGACCUACGACUAUACAUCGUGUACGCACCAUGCCCUCCUCUGUGCUCUUCCCCAACACGUUGCCUCUACGGCAGGGAUCAAACCAGCAGAGUGGGGGUCAGCCUUCCUUUCCUCUAGAGCAGAUGACGUUGCAGUCUAUCAACCAGUUGACUGUGCGCUCAACUGGCGGCCUCAGCGUUGACGUCGGCAGCACAGACGGCCGCAAUGUAACUGUGCAUGGUGCAGUCGUGUCCCCAGAGCAACUACCCUUCCUGCCCCCCCUCAGGGCCGCCGGGCAGGAUGACGAGCAGCCGGGCAGGGCUGGGGCAGAGCCUCGUCAGACGUGGGGUAAUAAGGCACAGUUCAUUCUGGCGUGUAUUGGUUCAUCUGUCGGCCUCGGUAACCUGUGGCGGUUUCCUUACUUAUGCUACAAGAGUGGAGGAGGUGCAUUUCUGAUCCCAUAUUUCCUGAUGUUGUUCGUGUGUGGCAUCCCACUGCUGCUAAUGGAGCUGACGGUGGGCCAGUACACCAGACGGGGGCCUAUUGCUGCCAUGGAGAAGAUUUGUCCUCUAUUUAAAGGUGCUGGAGUAGGAACUGUGGUGAUUUCCUUCUUGCUGUGUACGUACUAUAACGUCAUCAUCGCCUGGGCAAUAUUCUAUUUUGUACAGUCGUUUUCUUCUGAGUUACCUUGGAGCAGUUGCAACACUACAUGGGCUGUGAAUUGUUUUGAGUAUGAUGCAGAUAUUGUGGCACCAAAUGGAACUAAAUCUCCAACAGAGGAAUUCUUUGAUGAAGUUGUUCUACAAAAGAGCAAAGGCAUAGGUGAGAUGGGGACGUUAAGACUCGAGUUACUGCUGGCACUGUUCGCCGCGUGGAUCCUUGUGUACUUCUCCUUAUGGAAAUCUGUCAAGUCGUCUGGAAAGGUUGUGUACGUGACGGCAACACUUCCAUACUUGCUGAUUGGUGCGUUCUUGUGGCGAGCGUUGACAUUGCCCGGCGCCAACAUAGGCCUCCGGUACUUCUUUAAUCCUCGUUGGGAGCUGCUAGGAAAUGCUGAGGUGUGGGUAAAUGCAGCGGCCCAGAACUUCAACAGUAUUGGCAUUGCAUUUGGAUCACUGAUAGCAUUUUCAUCAUACAACAAAUUCAAUAACAACAUCGUAGUGGACACGUGGGCCAUCAGUCUGACUAACUCAUUCACCUCACUGCUGGCCGGCAUGAUCGUCUUCUCUACUCUCGGCAACAUUGCCUUCGAGCAACACAGAGACAUUGACGAUGUUGUUGCUGAAGGUCCAGGGCUAGUAUUCAUGGUGUACCCACAGGCCCUAGCCAAGAUGCCUUAUGCUAAUGUGUGGGCCAUCCUGUUCUUCUUCAUGCUUCUCAUUCUGGGUCUCGACUCACAGUUUGCUACAGUUGAGGUCAUCAUCACAUCCCUUCAAGAUGCAUUUCCCAAAUGGAUUCGGAAACACCUGAAGCGUCAUGAAGUUCUUGUUUUGAUUGUUUGCUGUAUCUCCCUCCUCUUUGGCCUUCCAAAUAUCAUGCAAGGUGGCAUCUAUUUUUUCCAACUAAUAGACUACUAUGCUGCAGCAGUGUCCUUAAUGUACCUGGCAUUCUUUGAGGUGGUAGCCAUUGUGUGGGUUUAUGGUGCUGGUCGUCUAUCGAGAAAUAUAAGAGAAAUGACAGGACGUUUACCAUCACAAUACUUUCGCUUCUGCUGGUACUUUGCCUCACCUGUGUUGAUUCUGGCUAUCUGGAUAUUUUCAAUGGUAGACUACAAACAACCAACAUACAACAAGGGGGAAUACAUAUACCCAGAUUGGGCAAUUGGUGUGGGAUGGAUCAUUGCUACACUCUCCAUUGCACCGAUCCCAAUUUUUGCCAUCAUAGCUAUAAUUAAAGCUAAAGGAACAACUGUAUUUGAGAAACUGAAGAACUCUAUUAGAUCUUCAAUUGAGGAGUGUCCAUGCUGUGGUCGAGCAUUCAACUGUUUAGAUGAAGGUCACACACACGGGAACGAGUGUCUCGACAACCCUGUGAAGCUUGUCGUUUACAACGCACAAGAUAGUAACUUGGACAAGUCUACCCUUACCAUGGCUGAGGCUAAUGGAGACAUUACAGAAAGAAAAGUAAAUGCGGAAAAUGCCAUAUGAAGUGUAGCAAAAUACUGUAGUUCGUAAUAUGUCAUUUAAACACUAUACUGUAGUCCUAUACCAUGAAAAUAAGGCAUGUAUCAAGGAGUUUAUUUUACAGUAAUUUACACUGGAGUAUAAUAUUGUAUGAUCAGCAACUUUAGGAAAACUUGCUCUCACCUGAUAUUCAAUAUCUCUGUUUGUCCACCAUCUUCACCCUCUAAUAUACUGUACCUGCAAUAAAUUCCUGUGUCCCUUUUUGAAGUCAUCUCUCUCAAUUAUACAUUUAGUUUUACUUUCUCGUAUAAUUUUAUAGUGUUAAGGUUAGGCAAGUCACACUCAUGCUCUCACUGUAAGCUCUUGCUUCACCUACUGUUCAAAUUAUUUCAGCCUUAUUCUGUUCCUUUCUCAGCCUCUCUUUUUCCAUGUUGCUUUCUCACUCCAUGCAUUUCUCCCUCUGCUUCUCCUUUUAAAGAGAAUAAGUGUAUACAUCCAGUCCUUAAAUAGUUACUAAACUUUCUUUUAAAAGCAAUUUAUUAAUAAUUCAUUGCAGGGACAACAAAAUUAUUUUAUUCGGUAUCAGAACCUCAGAGGUGCUCAAUAAACUUAGUUUUAUCAAAUUAUUUUGUCUUAUUUUUUAUAUUAGUAAAGUCAAGGACUUGCAUUGUGGAUUUUAAUGUCUUGUAAUUAUUUUGAAAUAUAAUCCCUUUUAUUAUUAUUAUUAUUAGGAUUCUUUAACAUCUAGAGUCAUCUUUCUUUUCUAACUGGUACAGAUUUUUUUUUACAGUACAAAUACAGAAAAGAAAAAAAAAGGAAAUUUAUAAAGAAAUUAUCAAUAUGUUUCCUUGCAAAAUUUCAUUCACACAGGACAGUUAAGUUUAUAGUGUUUACACUGAAUAUUACCUUAACUAUGGUGCUGUAAAUGACUUAACACACAGACGGCCCUCACUUUACACUAUUACUUUUACUGAGCAACGAGGAGCUCCAGGUGAAAAGUAGAAGAGUGAGAAAAAGUAAAAAUAAAACAUUGCAAAUGCAGAUAAGUUUAGCAGUUUUUUUUUGGGGGGUAAAAAUUAAUUUUGCUCAAAACAUCAGUUAAGACAUUCCUUGACAUGCAGAUUAAAGAUCUGUAGUCAAAAAGUUGAAAUUCUGAUAAUUAAGUGUUGUCUUAAUUAUAUAAUGAAGACAAUUAAUUAUCAAAAUUUCAUUGGUACAAUUAAGACAUAUAAAAUUUCGACCACAGAUCCUGAUUCAGCAUGUCGUCCUCGAUGCACAGAUUAAGGAUAUGUGUAAAGUCAGUGCCUACCUUCGAACAUGUUGGCAUGUUUCUUUCUGUUUCUAAAACCUAACCAUACUUACGUGUUUGGGGGUAAGCACUGACUUUAUACCUUGGCUGACCACCAAGUUUCUGGAGGUGGGGGGAGGGAUGGGCCAAUCUGUACGGACUGUACACUUUGCAGCCGAGUGUAUCAUUAUUUAUGGGCGAGUUUCUCAUCUUAAAGCGGCAGCGACUGGUAAUGUUGUCUAUCAGGUGAAAGAGGGAGGGCUGAGACGACACAAUAUUUUUCAAAGACAGAUGAUGGUACAGCAUUUUUUGGCCCAAAUGGACAGUUUUUCGGUUGGUGGUGAUGUACAAAGGCCAAUAAAUGGCAUUUUACAAUCUGAACUGAGGUGUAAAACAUGAAUUGACAAAUAUUACAACAUUCCCUCAACACAGUGAAUGCACUAACUUAAUGUACAGGUAUAUAUCAUUUAUUGCUAUAAUUGUCAGUUCAUGUUUUACAACUGUCAAUUCAGAUUGUAAAAUGCCAUUUAGUGGUCUUUGUACGUGACUAUCAACUGAAAAAUUUUCCAUUUGGGCCGAAAAUGAUGUAAUGUAGUUGAGUACUGUGUUGCAUUUUAUAACCGUCACAACUGCAGUCAAUUAUCACAGCUAAAAGGUUAAGACAGAUGCUUUUUUAUUAAAUGCUUCUGUAUUUUCUAAUUACUCUAUUAAAUAUUUAUUUGUAUGUUUUAGUAGACACUGUUGUUGCAUGAGAAAAUACUGUGAUUCUUGUUAUUGUGCAAAAACUAGUUGGGAAUAUAUAUAUAAACAAGCCAAGGUUAUACAAAUUGAUGCUUCUAUAUUAUACUGUACAGUAUUGGUUGAAUUAGUUUUAUCAGAUAUUGAAACCUUUAGUUGAAAUUGAAAAAAAUUAAUUAUUUACAUAUACUGUAUACAAUAAUAAUAAUAAUACUGGAUAUACUCCAAAAAUGCCACUGACUGCAUGCCAAGAAUUUUAAUUAAUGUCGUAUCUUUUAUAAACAUUAAUUACGUAAUAGCUACACCUCAUAUGCAAGGUCAUCUUCUACCUGUGCUAUGCUGCAGUCAAAUUGUUUUUACCUUAAAAAUCUUACUGGUACUGAACAUGAUAAAAAUUUAAAUACACAUACAUUAGUUUUUUUGGAAUGAUCAAGUGGAAAGCUUAUCUAAAGUGAACAAAAUUAAGUUAAUUUCACAAUCCGCCAUGUUAUAAAUCACAGAAUUAGCAUUAACCGGUACAUUGAAAAUAAAAAAUAAUAUAUGUACUGUACUACAGGUAAAUGGUUUGCUAAAAAAAAAAAGUACUGUGGUUCUUAUGUCUAAAUAAAGGGUUCAACCUCAUUUAAUUUUUAUAAACACACAAACAAUUUAGACAAAUGGUACAACACAAACAUUAUGUCCAUCUAAUAACAUUUCUCAUAUUAGUAAAUUGACAAAAUAUUGUGAUGUUGCAGUUUGGGCUUGGCAAAAGAAUACCGUCAUCAGAGUUAUGUUGCUAAUUGAUGCUCUCUCUUUCUUUUCGGAAUUUAUCUCCUUAACAAAUGUUUUAUUCAUAGAAGAUCCGAUUGCGUAAUACGGCAUUAUUAUUAUUAUUGGUUUUGUUAUCAUUUUACUUGUCAGAAGUUGAGCAUGUUAACUUUAGCUGCUUAUCUUAAUGACAAACAUUUUAUGGGCAUUGUUAAACAUUUGCUAUCAUGUCAUAGCAUUUAGAGGAGCUCGAUAUACUGUAUUUUGCUUCUCAAUUAAGAUACAUGUGACCAAUUUCACUUUUCCUGCCAUUAUUCUUAUAAAUGCCAAUAUGUUUUAUGUACCAUUCACCAAGAAAAUGUUUUACAAAUUCAUUAUUUUUUUACAAUGACUCCAGUGAGAGUUUUAUAUGACAUGAAGGCUUCAUUAGUGUGUAUAGUACAGUGUGUAAAUUGCAUAUUCACCUUUGAAGAAUUGACUGUGAACUUAAAAUGAAUAAGAAAGUACA
This is a messenger RNA of Homarus americanus (American lobster), 6638 nucleotides long. Its product is annotated as sodium- and chloride-dependent GABA transporter ine-like. Gene Ontology annotation, cellular component: membrane. The transcript is spliced from 12 exons. Lineage: Eukaryota; Metazoa; Arthropoda; Malacostraca; Decapoda; Nephropidae. The record is from RefSeq and is a predicted model, not a curated record. Gene Ontology annotation, biological process: sodium ion transmembrane transport. Bases 88 to 3381 code for a protein of 1097 amino acids.